Molecule: messenger RNA, 673 nt
Organism: Wyeomyia smithii (pitcher-plant mosquito)
Lineage: Eukaryota; Metazoa; Arthropoda; Insecta; Diptera; Culicidae
Product: putative oligosaccharyltransferase complex subunit CG9662
Exons: 3
Coding region: 131-583 (150 amino acids)
Cellular component (GO): oligosaccharyltransferase complex
Source: RefSeq, a predicted model, not a curated record
GGUGUUUUUGAUUUUCGCUUGGCUGUCAUUAAUGUCAUCUGCUGGCAUAAAAAAAACUUCGUGUCGUUUUGCUGGAUUUUCUGUGGUGCUGCCGGUGUACACAUAGAUUAAUUUUCAUUAGACUAUAACCAUGAUCGAAUCGCUGUAUAGUGUUCCAUUUUUAUUGUUUGAGGUGCCGAACUUAAAACUAAAACGGCCUUCCUGGUUUCAGCAGCCUUCGGCAAUGACAGUGUUCUCAUUUGUUCUGCUGUCAUAUUUUCUUGUUACUGGAGGAAUCAUAUACGACGUGAUAGUAGAACCUCCUAGUGUCGGUUCUACCACCGAUGAACACGGUCACUCCCGGCCGGUCGCUUUCAUGCCCUAUCGAGUCAAUGGCCAGUAUAUCAUGGAAGGACUUGCAAGCAGCUUUUUGUUCACGAUUGGUGGACUGGGCUUCAUUAUAAUGGACCAAACCCACAGCCCCGGCAAGCCAAAACUGAAUAAAAUUUUACUUAUUGCGAUGGGAUUCAUUUUCAUCUUAGUGUCAUUUUUUACCACUUGGAUUUUUAUGAGAAUGAAAUUACCCGGCUAUCUGCAACCGUAAAUGAAACACGUCGAUUAUAAGCCGCUAGCAUUUAUUUGUAAAUCACAAUCAACAGAAAAAAAGAUAGCAAUAAAAAGAUCUAAACGAAAA